This is a messenger RNA of Vicia villosa (hairy vetch), 1663 nucleotides long. RefSeq names its product GATA transcription factor 28-like. Gene Ontology annotation, molecular function: zinc ion binding; sequence-specific DNA binding. The transcript has 5 exons. The coding region runs from base 153 to 545 and encodes 130 amino acids. Gene Ontology annotation, biological process: regulation of DNA-templated transcription. The record is from RefSeq and is a predicted model, not a curated record. Lineage: Eukaryota; Viridiplantae; Streptophyta; Magnoliopsida; Fabales; Fabaceae.
AAAUUUCUAAUGUUUAGAUUAUUUUCACUUUAGAACUUUUGAUUGGGAUUGGGGUUUUAUAUUGGUGUUCAAAUCAGAAUUUGGGUUUGUUGAUUUUCAAAUGUUUGUGUUUGUGGAACUGAAGUUGAAAUUUUGGGCAGGAAACACCGUUUAUGACAGGGCUGGUUGUGGCUGCAGCAGCUUAUGCAGGUAGAUAUGUUAUCCAGGCCUGGCAAGCAUUCAAGGCUAGACCGGCUGGGAUGUGUAAAUUUUAUGAAGGUGGUUUUCAUGCUACCAUGAAUAAGAGGGAAGCAUCUCUCAUCCUUGGUGUUAGCUGUAGGCACUGUGGCAUCAGUGAGAAGUGCACGCCAAUGAUGCGACGUGGACCUGAAGGGCCAAGAACCCUCUGCAAUGCUUGUGGACUUAUGUGGGCAAAUAAGGGAGCUCUUAGGGACCUAUCAAGAGCUGCAACCUUGCCAACACACAAUUCUCCACUAAACAAGAAUGAGAGUCAAAAUUUGGAGAACAAUCAGAUAGUGCUUAGAGAUGCUGCUGAAUCAUCAUGACAGACCUUAUAUCGCAUUACACUUACAUUACGGCGAUCCACAGUGGUUUCUCCAACUAAAUUGUUGGAUUCACACUCUAUUUGCUAGCUGGUGAGUUUUUUCUUAUACUUGUAGCUGUUUGAUGCAUAAGUAUAUUAAAUGGUUUGCUUAAAAUAAUUAGAAAAUGAGUCUUCUUUGUUGGUAGAAUGGGGCUGUUUCGAGCAUUUUUUUUCUGUUAGUGUUUGGAUUGCAUUGAAUACUUACACUAUCUAAUGUAUGUAUUCUUAAGCUUCUUGAUGUUCACUAGUUAGUAUUAGUAUAGUGAUAGAAACUGAUACCAAACAAUAUAAUUUAAUAGUAUAGUUUAAAUGUGAGGUGCAUUCUAUUAGUAGGAAUUGGUCCCUUGGUUUAACAUUUUUCCACUUUCUGGAUAAGUAAUAUUGGGGUAGAUAGUGGAUAUACUCAAAACUAAGUGCGGAAGAAGCAACCUUUAUCUUCUGUAAACUACUCGACUGUUCAAAUGUUGCAACUUCCGCGCAGCCGAAUAAGGUUAAAAAUCAUAAUGCUGCUGCAAUUGAUGACAUUCUGCAAUUGAUUCUAGGUUGUAUGUAAACAGAGACAGGAUACACGGUUAAAGGCUUUGAGUUAGGAUUAGAGGGUCCAAACAAUGUUGCAGCUGACCAACAAUUAGUUAGUAUAGUUGGAGUUGCGACCGAGUUAUUAGAGGCAAGUAGGGGAAAGUUAGGGGAAUCAAAAGGAACAUGUUGUAGAGUGAAAUGUUCAAAUGCCAUCUCUGAAAAUCUGAUUGAGAUUCAACACCUUUCUUUUGUUACAUUCUGCACAAAUUCCUUUUUUUGUUCUCUUUAUCUUUGUAUAGCAUUAACAAGCUUCUAGCUUUUGUCAAACAGAAAAGUUCCUCAACUCUACUGAAAAUGGCAAGAGAUGAAGAACAUGGAAUUUUACUUUCUGCUAUACAAUAUGAAUGAAUAGUGACAGUUCCAACCAAACAUGAAAGUCUCACAAGAAUAGUUCUUAUUAAGUUAUAGUAUUUUAUUCCCUCAUAAAUCAUUUGACUGUUGAAAGUGAUAUGAACAAUAAUGGUUUGAACAGAACAUGAAUCUUAUCCUAAUAUUUGGUAU